AUGACCCACGGUCCCCCGCACGGCAUCCUCGACUAUACCUUCAACGGCCAGCGCGCCGGCUGCAGCACACUCUUCCAGGCCGUCUACAACGCCAGGCCCAAGAUUCACUGCUUCGGCCACAUCCACGAGGCCUGGGGCUGCUACCUCGCCUCAUGGAUGGACUACAGUUACACGGCCGUCAUGAGGACAGCCAUGGCAGGCUCGCACUUGCCAAUUCCCACUUGGGAGAACUCAAUCGACGCCGCUAUGUCGCGCCUCUCGACGCUGACCGACUUGGAGCAAAUAUACCGCUCCUUCAAUUAUUUCCCGCCUGGCCCCGAGGCCCUGGGCAAGCUGGUGGACCAGCAGUCGAUCCAUAUCGACUUGACAGAAGGCCACUCUCGCCUGGAGCACGGGAGGCAGACGCUGUUCGUCAACGCGGCCAUCAACGACUUCAGAUACAACACGACCCAGCGGCCGUUUCUGGUCGACGUUUACCUCGACAAGGACGAGGGUCAGGAAGUGAUCCAGGACGGGCCCACGGGCGAAGCCUUGGCCGAUGAGAUCCUCAAGUCUGCUGCGGCUGCCGUGGCCAACAACUAUUCGACCGAUUCGACGCUCCCGUGA
Molecule: messenger RNA, 606 nt
Organism: Hirsutella rhossiliensis
Lineage: Eukaryota; Fungi; Ascomycota; Sordariomycetes; Hypocreales; Ophiocordycipitaceae
Exons: 1
Coding region: 1-606 (201 amino acids)
Source: RefSeq, a predicted model, not a curated record